This is a messenger RNA of Trypanosoma theileri, 378 nucleotides long. RefSeq lists its product as uncharacterized. The record is from RefSeq and is a predicted model, not a curated record. Bases 1 to 378 code for a protein of 125 amino acids. NCBI's taxonomy places the organism in Eukaryota, Euglenozoa, Kinetoplastea, Trypanosomatida, Trypanosomatidae. The transcript has a single exon.
AUGGGCAAAAAACCCGGCAGGAAUUUUACCCCUAACAGAAAACCGCUGCGGACAGCAGGGGCUUCUAAGAACAUUUUUGACGAUGUUGGGGUGUUGGAUGCCGCCCGUUAUGCCCCAGACUGGGGGCCGGAAAACCUUGCAAAAGAAUUCCCUUUAGCGCCCGGGCCCCAGCUGCGUUUUCAGGGGGGAACGAAACAGGGAAAAACAGACUCCUGUCACUUGUGGCGGGUUCCCUGGUUCGGAUGGUGCCCACCGAAUGUUCGCAAAGAGUGGGGAAAUCAAUUUCCAGCUGCACGCAAGACGCCCCCUAGGCCCACUAUGAACUUACAGAACGGGAAUCUUUGGGAAGCCAUAACGGCCCGACCGUCUCUUCGCUAA